GGGGCUCUUCCUUCCCCUCCGCUUUGAUCUUAUACCCCCGGCCUGCUCACCCCGUCGGCGUGCGCGCGAGGAGAGAGAGAGAGAGAGAGAGAGAGGGCGAAAGGAAACCCUAGCUGGCGCCGCCAUCGCCAUGUCGCUGAUCGCGAACGAGGAUUUCCAGCACAUCCUUCGUGUUCUGAACACGAAUGUGGAUGGGAAGCAGAGGGUCAUGAUCGCCCUCACCUCCAUCAAGGGUAUCGGCCGCCGAUUCGCCAACAUCGUCUGUAAGAAGGCCGACGUCGACAUGAACAAGAGGGCUGGGGAGCUCUCAGCUGCUGAGCUCGAGAACCUCAUGACAGUUAUUGCAAACCCUCGCCAGUUCAAGAUCCCAGAUUGGUUCUUGAACAGGAAGAAGGACUGCAAGGAUGGUCGGCACUCACAGGUUGUCUCCAACGCCUUGGACAUGAAGCUGAGGGAUGAUUUGGAGCGACUGAAGAAGAUAAGGAACCACCGUGGUUUGAGGCACUAUUGGGGCCUUCGAGUUCGUGGUCAGCACACGAAGACUACUGGCAGAAGGGGAAAGACUGUCGGUGUGUCGAAGAAGCGAUGAGCUUAACCUUCUAUCCCUGCUUUCAAGAUGUGUUACUGUUUCAUUUCUGACCCUUAAGGUCUAGUGGAAAUUGUGUUUGUUUUACUUGGAUGUGAACCACUCGUGGAUAUCUUUAGCUAUGUUUUUAGAUAUCAGUUUUGAUGAUUGGUAGAGCUAUAAUAUCGGCAAUGUGCUUUUGUCUUGAACUCUAAUAGUGACAAUCAGGUCAUCUUUUUCUGGUAUGAGUAGUGAUUGGUGGGUUUGACUUA
Molecule: messenger RNA, 837 nt
Organism: Phoenix dactylifera (date palm)
Lineage: Eukaryota; Viridiplantae; Streptophyta; Magnoliopsida; Arecales; Arecaceae
Product: small ribosomal subunit protein uS13z/uS13y/uS13x-like
Biological process (GO): translation
Cellular component (GO): ribosome; cytosol; small ribosomal subunit
Molecular function (GO): structural constituent of ribosome; RNA binding
Source: RefSeq, a predicted model, not a curated record